AUGAAACUUGGCACAGCCCCCGGACUACCGUUCUAUAUUUUGCUGAGCGUGUAUUACAAAUUAUUCACCGAGAUCAUUCUCACGCGCAUGUCCAGGACGCUGGAUGAAGCCCAGCCUGACGAACAAGCUGGAUUCCGUCAAGGGUUCAGCUACAUGAACCACAUCCAGACUCUGUCGAGGGUAGGAAUACCGCCUGUUCCUUGUUCUAACCUUCGUCCGCUGGACGAUCAAAAUGUUGACGCGCCGCAUGCGAGAACAUUAGCCAAUUUCUACGAUCGAUGCACCACUAGGAUACAGCUUUUCCAACGCCUCCUCACCAUACUUACUGAGAGGGGGUACGACAAGGCGAUAUCAUAUCACCGAAGCUGUUUAUUACAUUUGCAUUCCAAUGGACAAUGA
This is a messenger RNA of Necator americanus (New World hookworm), 399 nucleotides long. RefSeq lists its product as uncharacterized. NCBI's taxonomy places the organism in Eukaryota, Metazoa, Nematoda, Chromadorea, Rhabditida, Ancylostomatidae. Bases 1 to 399 code for a protein of 132 amino acids. The transcript has a single exon. The record is from RefSeq and is a predicted model, not a curated record.